CUCUAACACAUGGCCGAGGCCAAAAAUGGAAUCGGUUUUGUUCCUCAGCUUUUGGUGCUGUGCUGUGUACUCUGGGAAGUGUAAAGGGUGUGCGAGUCUUUAUCUAGUGACUAAUGUGAUAAAAAGCCUUAUCUUUCCUAUUUAUAGAAUCUCUAUUAGAUAUAGGUUAAUACAUCAUCAUCAUGGGUUACUCCAAGUGCAUACUUUUAACCAUUUUAAGUGUGUCUACAGCCUUGGCUCAAGUUCCACAAAGAUUCACCGCCCAAAACCCAUGCAGCUCGAAAGGUACUUGCCAGGACUGUAUCCAGACUCCUUCUUGUGCUUGGUGCUACGAUCCUGAGUUCAAGGGUACUGCCAGGUGCUUCCAACCGUCCUUCCCAUUGACCGUCAAAGAAGAACAAUGCAAAGAGGAGUACAUCCACAACCCUGACAAUAUCAUGAGCGUCAUCUCGAACGUUAAAUUGACCAGAACCCACUCGAAAGCAAACGAGGGGGGUUUCCAUUGGGGUACCGGAUUCGAGGGUUCCACGAACCAGUCCUCCAAGACGGAAUAUCACGGUUCCUCGACGUACGCUUAUACCGAGGGCGGAGGACAUGGCGGUGGAAUCGUACAAGUUGGUCCGCAGAGGAUCAAUUUAAAGUUGAGAGCCAGACAAUCAUACAGUGUAUAUAUGAGUUAUACCCAAGCCGAAGACUACCCGGUUGACAUGUACUAUCUUAUGGACCUGAGUAGGUCGAUGUUGGACGACAAAGAGAAAUUAUCGUUAUUAGGAGACCAGUUGGCCUAUACUAUGCAGCAAGUUACCUCGAAUUUUACCCUGGGGUUCGGCAGUUUCGUCGACAAAGUGGUGAUGCCUUACGUUAGUACUUUACCGGAAAAUUUAAGGCAUCCAUGUAGUGACUGCGCCGCCCCCUACGGUUACAAGCACGCGAUGACUUUGUCUCAAAACACCUAUCAGUUCUCACGUAUGGUGAAAGCGGCAAACGUGUCGGGCAACUUGGACGGUCCGGAGGGCGGUUUCGACGCAAUCAUGCAAGCGGUCGUGUGCCGUAACCACAUCGGUUGGAGAGAGAAAGCGAGACGACUCCUCGUCUUUUCCACUGACGCUAGCUUCCAUUAUGCCGGAGACGGAAAAUUGGGCGGAAUCAUAAAACCGAACGACGGCAGGUGCCAUCUGAGCCGCGACGGUUACUACAGCGAGUCUUCGUAUCAAGACUAUCCGUCCAUCGAGCAGAUCAACUUGGCGGUAAAACAAAACUCCAUUAAUGUAAUUUUCGCCGUCACUGCCGCUAGUAUAAGGGUGUACGAGUUGCUGACGAAACAUAUAGAGGGUGCCUCGGUCGCGAAACUAGAGAAGGACAGCUCCAAUAUCGUCGAACUGAUUAAGGAGCAAUACAAGCAGAUUUCUUCGUCGGUCGAGAUGAAACAUAAUGCUUCUAGUGCCGUUAGCAUUCGGUUCUUUAGCAAGUGCCUUAAUGCUACUGGUGCCUCAGUCAAUACCAACAAAUGUGGAAACAUUAAGGUCGGUGACUUAAUAGACUUCAGAGUCGAAAUAGAGGUACUCAAGUGCCCGAAAGAGCGAAAAGACCGUUUCCAAACCAUCCAAAUCUACCCUGUCGGCAUUAACGAAAGCUUGAUCGUCGACCUCGAAAUGUUGUGCGAGUGCGACUGCGAAAAGCCCGGAGAUAAGUACUACCAAGAGAACGCCCCCGCGUGCCAUUAUCAAGGCACGUACAAGUGCGGCAUUUGCGAGUGUAACCCGGAAGCGUUCGGUAGACGGUGCGAGUGCAGCGCCGCCACCAAACUGACGAAAACCACCGGAUGUUUUGCGCAAAAUAACACGUCGGGCGUGGAAUGUUCGGCACGCGGUACUUGUAUUUGUGGAAAGUGCGAGUGCGAGACCAGAAGCCCGCCAGAGCGUAUCUACGGCGACUAUUGCGAGUGCGACAACUUCAGUUGCGAACGACACAUGGGCGAGUUGUGUAGCGGCGAGACGCACGGCACCUGCGAUUGCGGCACGUGCCGUUGCAAACCGGGUUGGGCGGGGCCGAAUUGCGCCUGUCAAGAUUCCACGGCCUCCUGUUAUCCGCCCGACGUGAUCGGCGGCGAGAUUUGCUCCGGCCACGGUACCUGCGUAUGCGGCGAGUGUCAAUGCGAGAAUACGAAAGAGAGCCGAUAUUCCGGGAAAUUUUGCGAAAAAUGUCCCACUUGCCCGGACAGAUGUUUGGAGUUUAAAGACUGCGUGCAGUGCCAAAUGUACCACACCGGACCAUUGAAAGACGAUUGCAGCGCCAACUGUACCAACGUACCAGUACCUAUUGGCGUAGAUACCGUGAAAGCGAGUGAGGAAAACAACGAAUACCUCUGCCGUUACACUGACGAGGAUCAUUGCCAAUUUUCAUACGUUUACUACUAUGAUACCGAGAGGAAACUACAUAUCAAGGCUCAAGAGCAAAGAACCUGCCCGCCAGAGAUAUACGUUUUGGGUAUCGUAUUCGGAGUAAUCGCCGCAAUUGUGUUGAUCGGAAUGGCCAUUUUACUGUUGUGGAAACUGUUGACGACCAUUCACGAUCGCAGGGAGUUUGCCAAAUUCGAAAAAGAACGUAUGAUGGCCAAGUGGGAUACCGGUGAAAAUCCGAUUUACAAGCAAGCAACUUCGACGUUUAAGAAUCCGACUUAUGCCGGAAAAGGUUAAUCGCAAUCGCCCGACUGAUUUUACACAAAAAACCUUUUUAUUUGAUUCAAUUUGUAUAUACUAAUAACACAACACCAGAAACCGUAAAACAUUGCCAAGAAAGUCUCUUGAAAGAACUGCCAUACUACUUUAAGUUUUUUCUGUGCUAUUUACUAUGAAAGACUUAUGUUUAGAGGGCAAUUAUUAUAAGUGUGUUUUUUUUUUUAAAUAAAUAUCUGUGCCUUUUUCGGCCAGAUCAUGUAGUUCAUGUGCCUAAAUACAACAAAAAGUGUCUUAUAAAACGUGACUUAGAAAGUGUGUUUUUUUUGGAUAUAGCGUUUAGUAUAUAACGCGCACGAAUGUUAGAUUAUAUAUAGUUAAUUUAGUGUGAAGCUAUAAUUAUAUAACACGAAUCUAAUUUGUUAAGCUUUAAUACUGUGUUAGGUGUAAGUAAAUCGAAGACUAAUAUCAGAUUUUUAAGUACUUAUAUGGUAGUUAAUUAUUGUUUUAACUAAUUAAUUUUUUUGUAUUUAAACCCUCAACCAAUCGUGUCGGGGAUUUCGUUUUUGGCCUUCAACAAUCACAUUGUUUUUUAUUUAAGUAAAUGUAUGUGUAUUAUUUAUAAUAUAGUAAAAAAAUAAAAUUUUAUUAAUUCCAUAAA
Molecule: messenger RNA, 3336 nt
Organism: Anthonomus grandis grandis
Lineage: Eukaryota; Metazoa; Arthropoda; Insecta; Coleoptera; Curculionidae
Gene: mys
Product: integrin beta-PS
Exons: 14
Coding region: 183-2696 (837 amino acids)
Biological process (GO): cell-matrix adhesion; cell migration; cell adhesion mediated by integrin
Cellular component (GO): integrin complex; cell surface; focal adhesion
Molecular function (GO): integrin binding
Source: RefSeq, a predicted model, not a curated record